AUGGAACGUCUACCAGUACUCAUCAAGAGCAAUGGACAAUGGAAUGAAGAUCACAAUUAUGAGAACUAUGUGGCUAGUGGAGAAUUCAUACCAACAAAAUGCAAGUACGAAGAGCUACUGCAAAUACUGGUUACUUCAUUGGGGUGCGAAAACACCAGCACAACACUACAAAUACAAUUUCACGACAUAUCCACUAUGUGUGAACCGGCAAAACAACAACACAACACGUCUUUGCCAACACCAAAUUCGAUAUCCACAACAACACCGAAUGAAUAUAAUGUGGCAAUGAUCGAAAACAACACAACAACGCUUGAAAACAACAUAACAACAACAGAAUCAUACACAACGGGACAGCAAACGGAAGAAGGGGAAAAGUCAGAAACAAUAGAAGAUGAGGAGGACAAAUUCGACAUAAUUGACUAUGCAAAUCUGGUUGCUGAAGAAAUGGUAGAACAACUUGAAAACACCAGUAAAAAACUGGAUCCAGAAAUUGACAUCAACAAUGCAAAGUUAAUAACAGAAAAGCAACACCCCGAAGUGGAAAAAGGACAGGCAUACAAAGACAAAGAAACUCUAAAAAAUGUCCUCAGCUACUACGCAAUCAAAAACAACUUUCAGUACAAAGUGUGGAAGUCCUGCUCUCAAGAAUACAGUCUGAAAUGUGUUUACGAAAGCUGCAAUUGGUCACUAAGAGCAUCGAGAAAUGGGCCAACAAACACAUUCAUAAUCAGGAGGUUCUCAAAUAUGCACACAUGCCCCAUAAAUAUAAGGCAUGAAGACCAAAGGCAAGCAACAUCGAAACUGAUAGGGGAAUGCAUAAAACCGAAGUUCUUGAACAUAAAGACCAAGGCAACAGCGAUGGACAUAAAAGGGGAGUUGAAAUCUGAUUUGGCAUCAAAAUGA
Molecule: messenger RNA, 903 nt
Organism: Cannabis sativa
Lineage: Eukaryota; Viridiplantae; Streptophyta; Magnoliopsida; Rosales; Cannabaceae
Exons: 3
Coding region: 1-903 (300 amino acids)
Source: RefSeq, a predicted model, not a curated record